AUGGUGUACGGGCAAACGGCUGCCGAACUUUCUAAGGAUGAAGCAAUCAAGAAGACCAUAGUGAGCAAAGGCGGGGAUAUCAUCGACUGCGUCGACAUCUACAAGCAGCCAGCUUUCAAUAGUCCUUUACUCAAAGAUCAUAAGAUUCAGAUGAGACCCACGGUAUCGGCGAGAGAGAUAUUUGGCAGCAAAUCAAACGCAUCGUCUCCGCCGCCGCCCGAAUUGCAACAGGAGUGGCAACAGAGCGGAAGCUGUCCCGAAGGAACGAUUCCAAUUCUACGGAAUACUCGUCGUGAGAACGCGACGGCGGCAGCGAACUUCGCCUUCCAUCCAUUCCCUAAUGGUAGCUUGCGAGUCGAGGACGGCAGUCCAGGACCCCAUUACGCUUAUGCUGUGGCGACCUGCACGAGAGCUCCAUACCAUGGCAUAGCUGCAGAUAUCUACGUUUGGGAUGUUUUUGCGGAGCCGGACGGUUACUCCGCCAAUUACAUCGCAAUUGGAGGAAGCGGCGACAGGCACCAUGAACCGCCGACCGGUCAGUAUCCUACUGAUCUGCCAUAUGAAAUAGUAGCCGGUUGGACGGCAUAUCCUGGUCGUUUCGGAGAUACAUUACCUAGACUAUUCGUGUACUGGACCAACGACGGUGGCGCGAGCACGCGGUGCUACAACCUGGACUGCAGCCCAGGGUUCGUCCAAACCAACAACAAGGUGGCUCUCGGCUCUUACCUCACCCCACCAUCCACACCGGGUGGUACACAGACAUUUGUACCGGUCACCAUCCAUAUCGAUAAUGUAGAAGAGAAAUGGUGGGUAUCAUUCGCUUUAGAAGAGAUAGGUUACAUCCCUGCAUUCAACUUCCCGAUGUUCUACGAGGGUCUUGCAAACGUAUUCGGCGGGCUGGUUGCAUUCACCUCGUCCGAAUUCACGUCGACGCAGAUGGGGAGCGGUUAUCUCCCGUCGGCCGGCAUCGGGUACACGGGCCUGAUUGGAAACUACUUCGCGAUCAACAGCAACGGCGUCAGAGCGCAGGAUCCGCCCUUGGGCAAGAUAGUCACACAGCCCAGCUGCUACGACUAUGGCGACAUUGGGUACCUGCCGGCUCCGGGAGCUGGAUAUUAUAUAGCUUAUGGGGGACCUGGCGGCGAAUAUUGUGACGGAACUUCACCAUGA
Molecule: messenger RNA, 1170 nt
Organism: Ananas comosus (pineapple)
Lineage: Eukaryota; Viridiplantae; Streptophyta; Magnoliopsida; Poales; Bromeliaceae
Exons: 6
Coding region: 1-1170 (389 amino acids)
Source: RefSeq, a predicted model, not a curated record